Messenger RNA from Felis catus (domestic cat), 2058 nucleotides. RefSeq names its product serine and arginine rich splicing factor 3 (gene SRSF3). Gene Ontology annotation, cellular component: nuclear speck. Lineage: Eukaryota; Metazoa; Chordata; Mammalia; Carnivora; Felidae. Gene Ontology annotation, biological process: mRNA splicing, via spliceosome. The coding region runs from base 153 to 647 and encodes 164 amino acids. Gene Ontology annotation, molecular function: RNA binding. The record is from RefSeq and is a predicted model, not a curated record. The transcript is spliced from 6 exons.
AAGGGCGAGGAGAAGGCGGUGGUCCGCCAUUUCGUGGACGCCAGGUCAGCGAGAGCAUCUGCGGGAGUCGGGCCGGAGGGGAGCGGGAAGCGGGAAGACCCGUCCGAGGGUGUGUGGUUUUGAGCGUCUGCUUUGUAACCCAAGAUUUCGAAAUGCAUCGUGAUUCCUGUCCACUGGACUGUAAAGUUUAUGUAGGUAAUCUUGGAAACAAUGGUAACAAGACUGAAUUGGAACGAGCUUUUGGCUAUUAUGGACCACUCCGAAGUGUGUGGGUUGCUAGAAACCCUCCCGGCUUUGCUUUUGUUGAAUUUGAAGAUCCCCGAGAUGCAGCUGAUGCUGUUCGAGAGCUAGAUGGGAGAACACUGUGUGGCUGCCGAGUAAGAGUGGAACUCUCGAAUGGUGAAAAGAGAAGUAGAAAUCGUGGCCCACCUCCUUCUUGGGGUCGUCGCCCUCGAGAUGAUUAUCGGAGAAGGAGUCCUCCACCUCGUCGCAGAUCUCCAAGACGGAGAAGCUUCUCCCGCAGCCGGAGCAGGUCCCUUUCUAGAGAUAGGAGGAGAGAGAGAUCACUGUCUCGGGAGAGAAAUCACAAGCCGUCCCGAUCCUUUUCUAGGUCUCGUAGCCGAUCUAGGUCAAAUGAAAGGAAAUAGAAGACCAGUUUGCAAGAGGAGUGGUGUACAGGAAAUAACUUCAUUUGACAGGAGUAUGUACAGAAAAUUCAAGUUUUGUUUGAGACUUCAUAAGCUUGGUGCAUUUUUAAGAUGUUUUAGCUGUUCACAUUUGUUUGUCUCUUGGAACAGUGACACAUAAAGAUGUAAUUCUCUAUGAUUUGAAUGGAUCAUAUGAGGCAUGUAAUAUUAAGAGUUGUUACUUUACAAUGUUCCCUUAAGCAAAAUUGAAUUUGCUUUGAAGUUUAGUCUUACAUAGACUGAUAAUAAACCUAUUAACAACUCCUGCCCAGUUAAAGCUUGACAUUUCAUAUUAUGAAGACAAAACUGGCAAAAAUUGAACAGGGUUUUUCCAUAGCUGAGAUAGUGUGCAUGCAGCUGUAAUUGAACAGUCUUUAAAAGCUGCUGUGAACCCAAGUCAGCAGCUAAAAAUUAAGCUGCACUGUUAAACUAGGUUAGAGGUUUAAAAUAAAAUGAAUCCUAGUUGUCUUCGUACUGGGCAGAGGUGGUCCAGUUGGUGUAGAAUUGGAAGUUUCAAGAAAGUUUACUUUUGCUUUAGGUCAUAAGUUCAUUUUAACAGGAUUGCUGUAUAUGAACACACAGCUCUAUGUAACAUUCUCUCUUUGGAAAUUUGAAACUAUUCAAGAUACCAAUGUCCUGCCGGUUUAAGGGUACAUUGUAGAGCUGAACUUUGAGUUACUGUGCAAGAUUUUUUUCAUGCUGUCAUUUGUAAUAUGUUUGUGAGAAUCCUUGGGAUUAAAGUUUUGGUUACAAAUUGUUGUUUAACCUGAAAGCCUGUUUUUCCUUGCAAAACUAAAAUCUGUGAGCUUGGUAUCAAGUCCAGGUAUAACAUUCCUAUUGGAAGCCAUACUUAUAUUUUCUUGUAAAGUGCUUUUGAAUUAAUAAAAUAUUAGCAUAAUUGUGUAAUAGUCGAACCCACUAUUACCAUAGUUCUUCUUGUCCCAUGGAAAUCCGUUGGUUACACAAAUCUUAAAACACAAUUGAGGCUGAAGGGAAUUCUUGGUGUCACCUAAGUGAUCGUACUUAACCAUUUUUUAGGAGUAGGAGCCAGUUCAAAGACCGUGAUACUCCGUGACCAACAUCUUUUAAAGUAUAGCAACCUGGUACAUUAUAACCCAAAGUGGCCCAUAGAAAAGGCUUUAUCAUUAGCAUGAGAUCUUCCACAAAGCUUUAAAAAUUGCUUCCAUUUUAUAUAAUCAGAGGUGUUGCAUGGAAAUUCUAAAUUGAUCCAUUAUGAUGUAAAUUUCACUAUAUGGUUCAAAUGUAACGGUGCAGAAUUGAAUAUGGAGGCAUGCAUAACCUUCCUCUUAGAAACCCAGAGGAGUUGUAAUUUCAAAAUUUUGUGCGAUUAGAUUAAAUCAUAAUGCAACUA